UUUCUUCAAAGACCAACCCCCUUCCCAUCCCUUGUUUCUUUCUUUGUAUUUUCAUCGUAGAUUGAGUAGUAAUGGCCGAUCAGCUCACAGAUGAUCAGAUCUCGGAGUUUAAGGAAGCUUUCAGCCUGUUCGAUAAGGAUGGAGAUGGUUGCAUCACUACAAAGGAGCUUGGAACAGUUAUGAGGUCACUUGGACAAAACCCCACGGAGGCUGAACUCCAGGAUAUGAUCAACGAGGUCGACGCUGAUGGAAACGGUACUAUUGAUUUCCCUGAGUUUCUUAAUCUGAUGGCCAGGAAGAUGAAGGACACAGACUCUGAGGAGGAGCUCAAGGAGGCUUUUCGGGUUUUCGACAAGGACCAAAACGGUUUCAUUUCUGCAGCUGAGCUUCGUCAUGUUAUGACAAAUCUUGGUGAGAAGCUGACAGAUGAGGAAGUGGAUGAGAUGAUUCGUGAGGCUGAUGUGGAUGGCGAUGGACAGAUCAACUAUGAGGAAUUCGUCAAGAUCAUGAUGGCCAAAAGAGCAAAGGCUAGUAGAAAGCAGGGAAGCAUGCAAUCAAGAUCCAAGUCCUCAAGCUCAAAGAGUGGUUGGAGAAGAGCCCGUGGGGGUUGUUUCAUCCUCUAAAACGCCAUCAUACGUUUUGUGAAAUAAAUUUUUAUUAAAUCCCAAAAUCAUUAUGCCGUUUUACUUCGUAUUGGCAUUUUAGAAUGCAUACGUUGUAACAGAAAAGAGGAAAAAUAUUAAAAUAUAUGUAUUUUUCAGGUACCAAAAUGAGUAUGUGGUCUUUUUAUUUGCCUGUUCAUUGAAAUGUAUAAGUUUCGAAAUUUCGGUUUGAA
Molecule: messenger RNA, 835 nt
Organism: Cynara cardunculus var. scolymus (artichoke)
Lineage: Eukaryota; Viridiplantae; Streptophyta; Magnoliopsida; Asterales; Asteraceae
Product: calmodulin-7-like
Exons: 3
Coding region: 72-623 (183 amino acids)
Molecular function (GO): calcium ion binding; enzyme regulator activity
Source: RefSeq, a predicted model, not a curated record